CCGGCGGCCGAGUGCGAGGCUGAGAGCGAGCCAUUGCGAUCUGCGGCGGACGAGCGAGCGGGCGCGGCGGCGGGGCGAGCGGCGGGGCGCCUGCGCGAUGUCUGGGCCCCGGAGCCCCCGGCGCUGAGCCACCGGGACGGACAUGCGCGGGAGGGCGCCGCGGGGCAGCCGCCGCUCCGGGGGUGUAUUUACCUGGAUGUUCUAGUGAGCACUUGCUAGUGGGUGAUAGAAACCUUGAGCCAACAGUGUAGAACCUGGCAGAUAUAUUAGAUGGGAAACUCCUUAAGGGCAGGGAAUGAAAGCUACUGGUUGACUUAAAACCCUUGGGCUUCACAAAUUCGGAGACAUCCCUUGGCGAGGCACAAUGUCAGCAGCAGGAGUUGCCGCUCAGGAGAUGCGGGUCCCAUUAAAAACCGGAUUUCUGCAUAAUGGCCAGGCCCUGGGGAGCAUGAAGAGCUGCUGGGGCAGCCGCCCGGAGCUUGAAGAUAACUUUCUAAGUAUCGAUCCAAUCACCAUGGCCUACAGUCUGAACCCUCCUGCUCAGGAGCGCCUCGCCGCCAUGGGGCACGGCGCGCCCUCGGCUCCGGCGCCCAGGUCCGGCCUGCAGCCCUUCCUGCUGGCCCCGGGCGAGGGCCUGGGGCUGCGGGAGGAGGACGCGGUGGUGUGCGGCUUCCAGAAGCUCUCGGUGAGCGGGGUCUGCGCGCCCGCGCCUCCGCUCACGCCGCUCCGCGCCGGCCCGGGCCCCGCGUUCUCGGCCUGCGCCCCAGUGGGCGAGCGCGGCUCGCGGCCGCUGCCGCCGCUGCCGGUCCCGGAGGACCCCUGCGUGGACGCGGCCGACUGCGAGGUGGAGUUCCUCACCAGCUCCGACACGGACUUGCUGCUGGAGGGCGAGCGCGGCGCGCUCCUCCAGGCCGACCUCCCGGGCCGCCGCAGCUUCCGGGGCUGCGGCCAGAUCAACUACGCCUACCUGGACACCCCGGCCACCUCGGCCGCGGACCUGCGCGCCGCCGACCCGCUCGACCCCCUCAGCCCCUUCGGCGGGGCGCCCAGCCCCUUCGGCGGGGCGCCCAGCCCCGACCCCGCACCGCCGCCGCAGGCCCACCGCCGCCUGCGGAGGUCUCACUCCGGGCCGGCCGGGUCCUUCCACAAGCCGACCAUCCGCGUGUCCGGCUAUGCGCACCGCGCCUCGCCCAACUCGGACGACGACAAGCCCGAGGUGCCCCCGAGGGUGCCCAUCCCCCCGAGGCCCGCCAAGCCCGACUACCGGCGGUGGUCGGCGGAGGUGACCUGCAGCGCCUACAGCGACGAGGACCGGCCCCCCAAGGUCCCGCCCCGAGAGCCCCUGUCCCGCAGCAACUCCCGCACCCCGAGCCCCAAGAGCCUCCCGUCUUACCUCAACGGCGUCAUGCCCCCCACCCAGAGCUUCGCCCCGGACCCCAAGUACGUCAGCAGCAAAGCCCUGCAGAGACAGAACAGCGAGGGCGCCGCCCACAAGGCGCCCUGCAUCCUGCCCAUCAUCGAGAACGGGCGCAAGGUCAGCUCCACGCACUAUUACCUCCUGCCCGAGCGGCCGCCCUACCUGGACAGGUACGAGAAGUUCUUCAGGGAGGCGGAGGAGAGCAGGCCCGCCACCCCCGCCUGCGGCGAGAAGCCCGACGCCAGGGCCAAGGCCGAGCCCGGUGGCCACGGGAAGCGCAAACACUUGUCCUAUGUGGUGUCGCCCUAGCGCGGGUGGAGGGGCAGCGGUCACCCGGGCGUGGCUGAGGCCGCAGGAUGAAGUGGCGGAACUCCCACCAAGGAAGGCGAGGAGCGAUUGUGCGGUGCUGUUAGCCAGUCAUCCCGUCUUCCCUGAUGUUAGUGUUAGAGAAAUGUCUAUUCAAGUCUAUAAUUUAAAGAUGUGAUACUGGGGGGGGGGUAUAUGCCUACAUUACACACCUGUGCAUAAACGGGUAUAACCGUACACCAUAGCUGCAGGUUAACCCAUUAGCCACUGUCUUGGAGUAAUAUAUAUUCCCAAUAAUGAAAACUCAGCUGGGAGAACUCCGGAUAGGCUGAAAAUUGAGCAAAUGGAGGAAGAAAAACAGUAUUGUUUAGAUCAAAAUCCUAACAAAAUUACUUUUCACUUAGUACGUUUGAAGACUUCUGGCCUGUAGGCCCAUGGUAGUUUGUUUCCUUUGUUUUUGCCAGUGGUCUUCUGGAUCAGGGCAGGCCACGGGUUCCACGGCCGGUCCCCACCCGGACCCCUCGUGCCAUCCGUGGCCUAAGCCAGCUCGAGGGCUCUUCAUAUGGAGGGAAGGGUAACUUCUUGGGCAACUGCGUUACCGCCUGGCCAUGUCUCACAGGUUGACCGUGAGAGGGCGAGUCAUUUCUCCUUCCUUGGGCUCCUGCCUGCUCCCGCCAGCGCCUGGCCGCAGGGGUGGCCGGAGGCCGCGGGGGCCGCCCGGGCUCGCCGACCGCCAGGGUGGGGCGUCCCAGAGCAGUAGCCGUGUGCUUGAGAGAUGCCGAGUGGGGGUGUGUGUUGUGUUUGUUGUUGUUUUUUAGACUGUUAAUAAACAAGUACGACACAAGCUGGACUUGUGUUGCUGGUUCCGAUUCAGUAUUUCCUGGAGAUGGUUUGCUUUUUAAGUAAAACACUUCUGACCAAUAGCACAGCACGUCUUAAUGCCAGAGGCCACUUCAGCAUCUUCCCGCUUUGAAACCUCCAGCCACUGCCUCCACCUCUCCACCGAGCAGCCGCUCGCCCGCCCCGCCUCCGUCCCGCCGCCACCCCACCCCCAGGGAGGCGAGCGCAGCCGCGGAAGGUGCUUGCUCCCAGACGUGGGGCUGGGCCGCCGUGCUCCCCCCGCUGUUUACAGUUGAAACUGCUGAAUGAGGUUAUUUGAGCUAUUUAAAGCUUACUAUAUUUUAGUAUGAACUAAAUGAAGGUUUAAACAUGCUUUAGAAAAAUGCACUGAUUUCUGCAUUAUGUGUACAGUAUUGGACAAAGGAUUUUAUUCAUUUUGUUGCAUUAUUUUGAAUGCUGUCUUUUCAUUUUAAUAAAGUUAUAAUACUUAUUUAUGA
This is a messenger RNA of Perognathus longimembris pacificus (Pacific pocket mouse), 3060 nucleotides long. RefSeq names its product ERBB receptor feedback inhibitor 1 (gene Errfi1). The coding region runs from base 365 to 1726 and encodes 453 amino acids. The transcript is spliced from 5 exons. Gene Ontology annotation, cellular component: extrinsic component of cytoplasmic side of plasma membrane. The record is from RefSeq and is a predicted model, not a curated record. NCBI's taxonomy places the organism in Eukaryota, Metazoa, Chordata, Mammalia, Rodentia, Heteromyidae. Gene Ontology annotation, biological process: negative regulation of epidermal growth factor receptor signaling pathway; regulation of keratinocyte differentiation.